AUGUCGUCUCAAAUGUCGGUCGCGGCUAGUGCUCGUGCUGAAUGGCGCGCUAUUGCCAUUUGCUUGUUCAUUACCAUUGCUGCGUUCCAGUUUGGCUUUGAUUCUUCUUAUUAUUCUGGUAUUCUGGCUAUGGAGCCGUUCAUUAAGGAAUAUGGCCACUAUGAUAGUACGUCGGGUGCUUAUGUGCUGAGCGCGAGUAUGCAGUCUCUCACCACCAGCAUCAUUAACGUCGGCGAGCUUGUCGGUGCCGUCUCAUCGUUCAUCGUGGACGAUCGCAUUGGCCGUCGAGGAGGUCUAUUCGUGUCCAGUGCUUUUGUGGUCGCCGGCGUGAUCUUCCAAGUCGCUGCAGACGACUUGGGUCUGCUGAUUGUUGGGCGUCUAUUACUAGGUUACGCCGUGGGCUUGAUCUCAUGUUUAGUCCCCUUAUACGUCGCAGACUGCUCCCCCGCCCGAUUCCGUGGAGCUCUAGUAUCGAUAUACCAAUUCGACGUGGGACUUGGUCUCCUGUUUGGAGUCGUUGUUGACAACGCGACUAAAGAUCGGAAUGACAGCGGCGCCUACCGCAUCCCAAUGGCGGUGCAGCUGAUCUUCCCCAUCAUUCUGGUCCCUGGAUUGAUCUUGUUUGCCCCCGAAUCCCCUCGGUGGCUACUGACCAAAGGGAAAGUCGAGCAAGCGAGAAAGUCUCUUCGACGGUUGCAUGGAGACCGGCCCGAUUUCAUUGAGAGUGAAAUUCUAUACAUCAGCGGUCUUAUUGAAGAAGAGAGGCGGACUGAGGGAUCCUGGAUGGACUUGUUGAAAUGGAAUACUGAUGGUCGAAAGGCCUAUCUUGGGAUGGCACUGCAAGCAUGGCAACAAGCCUCGGGUAUCAACUUUAUCACCAGCUAUGGUAUAGUCUUCUUCACCGCUAUUGGGAUAACAAACACCUUCCUCAUCCAAAUGGGACUCUACCUGGUUCCAAUGCCAGCAGUCUGGCUCAAUCAAUACUGCGUCGAGCGGUUUGGUCGUCGAGCGAUGCUACUCUUAUCAACUUCUGCAGUGGCCGUGGUAUUAUUGAUCGUCGGUGGUGCCGGAUCAGCAAGCGACAAGACCCUGGCCCUCGACCAGACGAUCGUGGCCAUGGUAUACAUUUUCAUGAUCGUCUUUAACCUCGCGCUAGGACCAGCUGUCUGGGUCGUGACGUCUGAGAUCUCUACCGGUCCCAACCGUAGCAAGCUUAUGGCGACUUCGACCGGCGCCAACUGGUUCUGCAGCUGGCUGGUCACAUUUACCUUCCCAUACCUGUUCGAUGCGGAUGCAGCUGGCCUCAGCGCAAAAGUCGGCUUUAUCUAUGGUGGCUUGAUGAUUGGAGCUGCUACUUGGAUAUUCUUCUUCUUGCCUGAGACAUCUGGGCGUACCCUGGAGGAGAUCCAGGUCAUGUUCCAGCAGGGUAUUCCGGCUCGGAAAUUUAAGACAUACCAGGGAGUCGACUUGACAAGACAACUUGCAUUGGAAGAGAAAGAAGGUGCCCAUGUUACUGAGGUUGACCAUGUCUAA
Penicillium pulvis is the source of this 1533-nucleotide messenger RNA. Its product is annotated as sugar porter family MFS transporter. The record is from RefSeq and is a predicted model, not a curated record. Gene Ontology annotation, biological process: transmembrane transport; carbohydrate transport. Gene Ontology annotation, cellular component: membrane. Gene Ontology annotation, molecular function: carbohydrate:proton symporter activity. The transcript has 5 exons. Lineage: Eukaryota; Fungi; Ascomycota; Eurotiomycetes; Eurotiales; Aspergillaceae. Bases 1 to 1533 code for a protein of 510 amino acids.